Molecule: messenger RNA, 1686 nt
Organism: Budorcas taxicolor (takin)
Lineage: Eukaryota; Metazoa; Chordata; Mammalia; Artiodactyla; Bovidae
Gene: KRT6A
Product: keratin 6A
Exons: 9
Coding region: 1-1686 (561 amino acids)
Biological process (GO): intermediate filament organization; keratinization
Cellular component (GO): keratin filament
Molecular function (GO): structural constituent of skin epidermis
Source: RefSeq, a predicted model, not a curated record
AUGUCUUACAAAUCCACUGUGAAGACCCAAAGCAUCAGCCGCAAGGGCUUCAGUGCCGGCUCAGCCAGAGUCCCUGGGGUGUGCCGCUCUGGCUUCAGCAGCGUGUCCCUGUCCCGCUCCAGGGGCAGUGGCGGCCUCGCUGGAGUGUGUGGAGGAGCUGGCUUUGGCAGCCGCAGCCUCUAUGGCCUGGGGGGCUCCAAGAGGAUCUCCAUCGCAGGGGGCAGCUGUGCCAUUGGUGGUGGCUAUGGCGGCAGAAUUGGAGUUGGCUAUGGCUUCGGAGGUGGAGCCGGGAGUGGAUUUGGUUUUGGUGCUGGGGCUGGUAGUGGCUUUGGGCUCGGUGGUGGAGCUGGCUUUGGAGGUGGCUUCGGUGGUCCUGGCUUCCCUGUGUGCCCCCCUGGAGGCAUCCAAGAGGUCACCGUCAACCAGAGUCUCCUGACUCCCCUCAACCUGCAAAUCGACCCCACCAUCCAGCGGGUGAGGACUGAGGAGCGGGAGCAGAUCAAGACCCUCAACAACAAGUUUGCCUCCUUCAUCGACAAGGUCCGAUUCCUGGAGCAGCAGAACAAGGUCCUGGACACCAAGUGGACCCUGCUGCAGGAGCAGGGCACCAAGACCGUGAGGCAGAACCUGGAGCCUUUGUUCGAGCAGUACAUCAACAACCUCAGGAGACAGCUGGAUAGUAUCCUUGGGGAGAGAGGCCGCCUGGACUCGGAGCUCAGGGGCAUGCAGGACACGGUGGAGGACUUCAAGAACAAGUAUGAAGAUGAAAUCAACAAGCGCACAGUAGCAGAGAAUGAAUUUGUGAAUCUGAAGAAGGAUGUGGAUGCUGCCUACAUGAACAAGGUUGAACUACAGGCCAAGGUAGACGCUCUCACAGAUGAGAUCAACUUCCUAAGAACCUUCUAUGACGCAGAACUGGCUCAGAUGCAAACCCACAUCUCAGACACUUCUGUGAUCCUCUCCAUGGACAACAACCGCAACCUGGACCUGGACAGCAUCAUCGCUGAAGUCAAAGCCCAGUAUGAGGAGAUCGCUCAGAGGAGCCGGGCUGAGGCUGAGUCGUGGUACCAGUCCAAGUACGAGGAGCUGCGGGUGACGGCGGGCAGACACGGGGAUGACCUGCGCAACACCAAGCAGGAGAUCUCUGAGAUCAACCGCGUGAUCCAGAGGCUGAGAUCUGAGAUUGACCACGUCAAGAAGCAGUGCGCCAGCCUGCAAUCCGCCAUCGCCGACGCCGAGCAGCGUGGGGAGCUGGCCCUCAAGGAUGCCAGGAACAAGCUGGCUGACCUGGAGGACGCCCUGCAGAAGGCCAAGCAGGACAUGGCCCGGCUGCUGAAGGAGUACCAGGAGCUCAUGAAUGUCAAGCUGGCCCUGGACGUGGAGAUUGCCACCUACAGGAAGCUGCUGGAAGGCGAGGAGUGCAGGCUGAGUGGGGAAGGCGUUGGACAAGUCAACAUCUCUGUGGUGCAGUCCACUGUCUCUGGUGGCUAUGGUGGUGCCAGCGGUCUCGGCAGUGGCUUAGGCGUAGGCGGAGGAAGUGGCUGCUCCUACAGCAUUGGAGGUGGCUUCAGUUCUGGCAGUGGCAGAGCCAUUGGGGGUGGCUUCGGCUCCUGUGGGGGCAGCAGUUCCACCAUCAAAUACACCACCACCUCCUCCUCCUCCAGCAGGAAGAGCUACAAGCACUGA